AUGGCAGCUGAAAACGACGGAUGGGCUAACGGAAAGCAGCCGGAGUGCGGUGAGUUUCCACCUGUUGUGUCAGUCAGUGGCACCGGAUAUUCUUAAAGUUUGGGAGCUUUUCGACUAGUGACCUUCCACCCCCUUUCCCUCAAACAGUUGUUUUGCGGUGGAGCGCACUUGCACUUUGGUUCUCGUUUCUGAAGAGAAAGUGCGUUGGCACUUUGUCAAGGGGGUUACCUCUCAUUAUCGUUCUUUCCGCUCUCCAAUUACCAUCCAUCCGCCUCAACCCCUAAGUAGUAUGAAACUCGCGGCUCCCCGUUUCUUUUAACCCUAACCACUUUGUUUUCCGGUCUCUUGCCUUUUGCCAUUUUCCUCCAUUUCCCCCCAACAUCAUCUCUCGGCCAUAUCGUCAUGGCAACGCGCCGUUCAUCCGAAGCCAGAGCGAGAGAAAGAUUCUAACGAAAUUGCGGAGAGCCCCACAAACUCGGGGAAUUGCCUAACGGCGACGACGUCGUCAUGGGGGACCGGAGGGAGACAAAUUGUAUUCAAGCCGCAUAAUAUCUAUCACACACACACACACUAUAAUUCUGAGAACAGGUGAAUUAAUGGUGGCGCCAGAGCGCCCAGCUUUUACGUUUUGUCUUAAGAGCUCGAGCUCGAGGCUGUAAGCGCCCACUCGCGCAAAUGACCAAUCAUCGACUUACUUAGCCGCGAGAACCCCUCCAGAGAAUUGUGAACUGAGAAUUGAGAAUUGCGAAAUAUAGUUGAAAGUUUGUCGCCCACAAAAUGUUUACUGACAAUCUGUGAUCAUGUUCGUGUUGCCCCCGGUUCAAACAGUCCCUCGGUUUCCUCGGCAUUUCUGCCCAUCCUUCCGCCACCGCCAUUCUAUGUCCUUCUUUCCCGUCUGACACCGUCCCACUAGCGCACACUCUCUCGUCGGCCCCGUCGUUGUUCCGUAGAUGGUCUCUCGCUCGCGCUGAGCACGCACUUUUCUGCCGUCUUCUCUGACGUCUUCUUCCUCUUUUUCCCCAUCUGCUACGUCUUCCUCGCCCCCCAUCUCUGUCAAUCAUUCGCGCACCGACCCAUUCAUUCCAUUUUUUGUGCGGCGCUGCCCUAAGACGUCGGCAGCAGCUCUCGUUCACUUCCAUUUAUCAUACUCACUCCAAACGCAUUCUGUCCUGGGGGAAAAGCAGCGCCCAGACGUUCCAUAAAAAGAUUGUCCUUGCCAACUUUCACCGCAGAAAUUUCAGAGUGCUGCUCCAACGACAACGUCGCAAUGAGGGCCGAACAACAACAAUCGAUUGCGCCCGGCUCGGCCUCUUUCCCCCAGCAGGUGAGCACAGAUCAGCAGAGCAAAGCUUCUCUCUCAGCCAACUCCCCUUCAAAAGUAUCGAGUUUCUCUAGUCACGCACAAAAUUGCGAUUCAGAUGCCGCGGCCGCCGCCGAGCACCGAAGAAGGAUCUAUCAGCGAGGCGGCUCUGCUCGCCAAGCCGUUUGUCACUCCGAGCGAUGUGCUCCAGUUGCCCGGAAUUACGCAAAGUACGUUUUCGAUUUAUAUUAGCACCUCAGGAUUCUAGCAAUGCCGCAAUCGCAUGUCGCUGCAAUAUUUGUGUGUUACUUAUUGUUUCUUUGUAUAGACUUCCUGUGCUCGCCAUCUGCUAACAUCUACAACAUUGAGUUCACUCGCUUCCAAAUCCGUGACCUCGACACUCAAAAUACGCUGUUCGAGAUUCAAAAACCGGAUGAUGAGCCCGAAGAUCGGCUACAGUCUGCGAGAUACGUUCGCUAUCGCUUCGGGCCCGCGUUCCUAAAGCUCAAGACCGUCGGCGCGACCGUCGAGUUCAAAGUCGGCCAACUUCCGAUUCGCCAUUUCCGAAUGAUCGAACGCCACUUCUUCAAGGACCGUCUCCUCAAGUGCUUCGACUUUGAGUUCGGCUUCUGUAUUCCGAAUUCGCGCAACAACUGCGAACAUAUCUACGAGUUCCCGCAACUCUCGCAGCAACUUAGUAAGUACCAUUAUCACUUGUACUUGGAAAAAAAAAUGAAUAUUUCAGUGGAUGAGAUGAUCGCGAAUCCGUAUGAAACACGCUCCGACAGCUUCUACUUUGUCGACGGAAAGCUCGUCAUGCACAACAAGGCCGAUUACGCCUACGACUCCUAA
Caenorhabditis sp. 36 PRJEB53466 is the source of this 2152-nucleotide messenger RNA. Lineage: Eukaryota; Metazoa; Nematoda; Chromadorea; Rhabditida; Rhabditidae. The record is from the annotation of a GenBank genome assembly.